ACAAAACCGGUGUCUGCUUGACUCACCACGUCCUGCUCUGCACCAUGGGGAAGGACAGGCUGCUCAGCAAACCAAACAUCUUCCUUCUUCUCCUCUUCUUCCUUCCUGGAAACACCUCAUCCACCACAGAACCGCAGUACAUGGUGCUACUACCUUUUCUGAUACGCACUGGUGCUCCUGAGAAAAUCUGUGUUCAGCUGACCCACCUGAAUGAGUCUGUGAUGCUGAGUGCCACGAUGGAGUACCAAGGGGAAAACAGGAGCUUGAUUGAUGAUAUGGUGUCAGAGAAGGAUUUGUUCACAUGUAUCCCUUUCUCUUUUCCGAAAUCGAAUAGUACAUCAGCAGCACUUCUCACUGUGCUGGUGAAAGGGGCAACACUGGAGUUCAAGAGCCGCAAGUCAGUGCUGGUCAAGAGUUCUGAGAGUUUGGUCUUUGUCCAGACAGACAAACCCAUUUACAAGCCUGGACAGACAGUUCUGUUUCGGAUCAUCUCUCUGGAUGAAGAAUUCCAUCCCCUGAAUGAGAAGUUUCCGUUUGUCUAUGUUCAGGAUCCUCAGAAGAACCGUGUGUACCAAUGGCAGGGGGUGGAACUAGAGACUGGCCUUAUACAGCUUGCCUUCCCCCUCACCUCUGACCCCAUCCAUGGCUCCUACAAAAUAGUCGUGCAGAAGAGCUUGAUGUCUCAUGUAGAACAUUCCUUCGGUGUGGAGGAAUACGUGCUGCCCAAGUAUGAGGUGUUGGUGAAGCUGCCCAAGCUGAUCACUAUUGAGGACAAGGAGUUUCCAGUGUCUGUCUGUGGUCUAUACACAUAUGGGAAACCUGUUCCUGGUUUGGUGAAUGUCCAAGUGUGCCGGAAAUUUUCCCAUUCUAGUUCAAACUGUUAUGGGAAAGAAGCAGAAGCAGUAUGUGAGGAAUUCACUAAGCAAGCAGAUGCUCAUGGGUGUGUCUCUGAUGUAGUAAGGACCAAGAUAUUUCAACUCCAGCACAGAGGAUACGAGAUGAGCAUUGAGGUGCAAGGCAAGAUCAUAGAGGAUGGCACAGGAAUAGAGAUGACCGGAACAGGCUCCUGUGAAAUCACAUCCAUCAUGAGUAAAGUCAGCUUUGAGCUGUUGGGCUCUUAUUACAGACCAGGGAUCCCACUCUUUGGGAAGGUGAAGCUGGUAGAUGGGACUGAUGCUCCAAUCGCCAAUGAAACCAUCAUAAUUUCUGUGGAUGGAGACAGAUACAAAGGCAAUUACACUACAGAUGAGCAGGGACAAUCUUGGUUUUCCAUAGACACUACCACCUUCACAGAAGUCUCCUUGGAAAUACAAGCUGAUCAUAAACCUGAACUAAACUGUUAUGACAGCAACUGGGUCACGCCUUCAUACGAGCAUGCAGUGCAGAGAUUAAGUCGAUUUUACUCCCCCAGUAAGAGCUUCCUCAAAAUUGAGCCCAAGCCUGAGACAUUAAGCUGUGGCUGCACCACAGAGAUCCGGGUGCACUAUAUCUUCACACCAGAGGCCAUAGGAGAGCAGAAGAAAGUCGUCAUUUACUAUUUGGUAAUGGCCAAGGGAGGCAUUAUGUUAGCAGACACCCAUGAUCUGACUGUGAAUCCUGGAAAGGCUUAUGGGACAUUUCUGUUGACCUUUCCUGUGGAGGCAGCAAUUGCUCCUCUGGCACGGAUGCUCACGUACACCACUUUACCCAGUGGGGAAGUCAUCACCAGUUCAGCAGAUUUCCAGGUUGAAAAUUGCCUCCCCAAUAAAGUCAGCUUGCAUUUUGCAUCUCAGGAGGGUCUCCCCUCGUCCAACAUGCGCUUGCAACUGCAUACCUCACCAAGGUCCCUGUGUGCCCUCCGUGCUGUGGACAAAAGUGUUCUCCUUGUGAAGCCAGAAGAUGAGGUCUCUGCCAGCUCCGUGUAUGAUCUGCUCCAGCUGAAGGAAAUCCGGGGCUAUAGGUUCAAGGACUACUAUCUGGAAGAAGACAGUGCAAACCCUUGUGUGUCACUUGACAAUAUAUUAUUAAAUGGAUUCCUCUACACACCCAUUUCUCCUGAUGGUGAAGGAGAUGCCUAUGACAUUCUCAAAGAAUUGGGCUUAAAAGUCUUCACUAGCAGCAAGAUCCAUAAGCCUCAAAUCUGCCAGCGUUACACAGGACACAUGAUGGAAAGGAGUUACAGUGGUUCUAUCAGUGCAUUGGGACUGGUUGAAGAUUCAGACUAUACAAUGAUGAAACAGAUUGAUAUUGGUGAACCUGUGGAGACCGUCCGGAAGUAUUUCCCUGAAACAUGGAUCUGGGAGGUAGUUUCAGUGAACUCAGAAGGAAAUGCUGAACUAGAUGUAACCAUCCCUGACACCAUCACCGAAUGGAAAGCCAAUGCAUUCUGCACCUCAGCAGAUGCUGGCUUUGGCCUGUCCCCGACCAUGUCCCUCAGAGCCUUCCAGCCCUUCUUCGUAGAGCUCACCCUGCCCUACUCUGUGGUGCGUGGUGAAGUCUUCGUGCUGAAAGCCACUGUUUUCAACUACCUGGCAGCCUGCAUCAGGGUCAGCGUGUCUCUAGCUAAAUCUACUCAUUUCCUGGCUACUCCAGUGGAGAAGGAAGAAGAAUCUUAUUGCAUCUGCAUAAAUGAAAGGAAAACUGUGGCUUGGGCAGUAACACCAAAAUCUCUAGGACAGGUGGAGUUCUCGGUGAGCACUGAGGCUCUGCAGGACAAGCAGCUCUGUGGGAAAACAGUAGUGGAGACACCUGAGAAAGGACGGAAGGACACAGUGAUCAGGCAGCUGCUAGUGGAGCCAGAAGGGACUGAGAUGGAAACUACCUACAAUUCCGUGCUUUGUGCAUCUGAAAAGUCAACGUCAGAGCUAGUUGCCCUGGUUCUCCCAGAGAAUGUGGUGGAUGGCUCAGCCAGAGCAUAUUUCUCAGUGCUGGGCGACAUCAUGGGCACUGCCAUGCAGAACCUGCACCAGCUUCUCCGCAUGCCAUUUGGCUGUGGGGAGCAGAACAUGGUCCUGUUUGCACCCAACAUCUACAUCUUGGACUAUCUGAACAAGACAGAGCAGCUGAGUGAGGAGGUCAAAUCCAAGGCCAUUGGAUACUUAGUGAGCGGUUAUCAGAGGCAGCUGAACUACAAGCACCCAGAUGGCUCUUACAGCACCUUUGGACCACGUUAUGGCCAACCAGGAAACACCUGGCUCACAGCCUUUGUCCUCAAGUCCUUUGCCCAGGCCCGGCCUCACAUCUUCAUAGAUGAGAAGCACAUCCAGGAUGCCUUGGUCUGGCUCUCCUACAAACAGAGGGAGAAUGGCUGUUUCCGCAGUUCUGGGACACUCCUGAACAAUGCCAUGAAGGGUGGAGUGGACAGUGAGGUCACGCUGACAGCCUACAUCACUAUUGCAUUGCUGGAGAUUCCUCUGCCUGUAACUCACUCCAUGGUGCGUAAUGCUCUCUUCUGCCUGGAGACGGCAGCAGAUGAGAAAGGAAGCCAUGUGUACACCAAGGCAUUGCUGGCAUAUGCCUUCACCCUGGCCAGGAAGGAGGAGAAGCGGAAGGCGCUGCUUGGCUCACUUAAAGAGGAAGCUGUGAAAAAGGAUGGGUCUGUUCAUUGGCAGAGGCCUGGGAGAGAGCCAGAGGUUGAUCUCCCAUACUAUCACUACCGAGCUCCCUCUGCUGAAGUGGAGAUGACAGCCUAUGUGCUCCUUGCUCACCUCGCCCCACAGCCUGCACCUUCCCAGGAUGAGCUGUCAUUUGCAUCACUUAUUGCAAAGUGGAUCAUCAGUCAGCAGAAUCCCAAUGGAGGCUUCUCUUCCACCCAGGACACUGUGGUGGCUCUCCAAGCCCUGUCCCUGUAUGGAGCUGUCACCUAUGCCAAGAGUGGAGCAUCUUCCAAAGUGACCCUGCGAUCUGGAGGGGACUUCCAGCAAGACUUCCAAGUGGAUCCCACAAACCGGCUGCUGCUCCAGCGCGUGCCACUGCCCACAGUGCCCGGGGAAUACAGCACAGAGGUGUCCGGUGAAGGAUGCAUCUACCUGCAGACAAGCCUGAGGUACAACGUGCAGCCCUCGCAGGAGAAUGCACCGUUCAUGCUCCAAGUGCACACAAUCCCAGAGACGUGUGAUGACUUGAAGGCUCACAAGAUCUUUGACAUAGCCAUAAAUGUCAGUUACACUGGGGAGCGCAAUGUCUCCAACAUGGUGAUUGUUGACGUGAAGAUGCUGUCAGGAUUCAUCCCUGUGAAGUCCUCAGUGAGGAAGCUGGAAGGCAACCAGCUUAUUGAGCGUACAGAAUUGAGUACCAACCAUGUCCUAGUGUAUCUGGAGAAGCUGAGUAACACGACCCUGAACUUCUCCUUUGCGGUGGAGCGGGACAUCCCCGUGCAGGGCCUAAAGCCAGCUCAAGUGAAGGUCUAUGACUACUAUGAGACAGAUGAGUUUGCUGUUGAGGAAUACAAUGCUCCCUGCACCACAGAGCAAGUAGAUCAGGGCAAUGCAUGAGGAAUAUUCCAAGCUGCUGGACCCCCAAUGGCCUCACCGCCACCACCAGCCAGGCUGAGGGGAUAGGAUGGAGUGACAUGGAAAUAACUGCAAGGAAUGUGGAAUGAACUUUACAAAUAAAUUAACAGUACUGACCAAUGAUUUUAGAACAGUUUAUUCCCAAUCCUGUUUCCUCCUGCUUAGCCUCCAGUCACAUCUUUAAUCUCCCUGGCUUUUUAAGAUGAAGAGCAUCACACUUAGCCACACUUCUAUGAAGAGCAAGAAGGCUGACAGGUUAAAAAAAGAGAUAGAGGAGAAUGAUGUAAGUUGGGUUCCGCCUCUCUUAUAUUGCCCUCUCGGUGUUAUGUACUCUAAACUUAUCAUCUGAGAUCCUGUCUAAUCAAUGGAGGACAGGUACUUCUUGAGAAAAAAUUCUCUCCCUUGUCUUAGGCACCAUGACUUAGCUGAAUUGUUCUCUGCAGGUGCCUGACCAUGUCUCCUGCCUGGAGGCAGGCUGGAUGGCUAGCUAAUGUUAGGUGAAAUUAAAUCUCUCUGCUGUGCCCAGUAGACACCCCUUGCAGGAUUGUUUCCUGUUUGUAAAAAAGUGGGAGGAGAUACACAGUCUGCACUCUUCUGUGUAUAUAAAGAUUAGAGUGUGCAUGAGGAGGUUGUACAAGUGCAAAUGGGUGCAUGCAUGCAUUAUGCCUUCAGAUGCUAAUUUAUAAUGGCCUGUCCUCCAGCUCAAGCUUGGUCCUUCUUAUGAAAACUUCCAUAUUUCAUGCCUGCUGUUUCUGGAAGAUUCCCAGGCAGUCAUGGGUAAACACUUGUGUGGCAAGUAGGUUGGCCUAGAAGCAUUUUCCAGUAACCUACCUACCUAAGUCUAGUUUAAAUGACUCAUUUAUUUAAAUUACUGAGUUGCUUUGAGGAAACUGUCCAUAGUCCUCUCACAGUUAGAUGUCACCAGGAACGUUCCCAUUUUCUUGGUUUUGUCACAUUCAUUUCUGCUUUUAACCUUUUGAAUGGCAUGGAGAAUCUUCCUGUAUGACUGUGUUUAUUCUCAUUAAAUGCUUAUUGCUGGUUAUCAUGACUUAUUGUGUACCCAAAGUAUGCACAGCUAGUUGUUACAUCCAAUCUGGUCUUAGUUUGCCCAUCCAAACAGUAUUAUUCAGAAAAAAUAAAGUUCUUCAUAUAUUUCGCUAGAUUUUAAUAUUA
This is a messenger RNA of Dromaius novaehollandiae (emu), 5663 nucleotides long. Its product is annotated as alpha-2-macroglobulin-like. The record is from RefSeq and is a predicted model, not a curated record. The transcript has 36 exons. The coding region runs from base 45 to 4472 and encodes 1475 amino acids. Gene Ontology annotation, molecular function: endopeptidase inhibitor activity. NCBI's taxonomy places the organism in Eukaryota, Metazoa, Chordata, Aves, Casuariiformes, Dromaiidae. Gene Ontology annotation, cellular component: extracellular region.